Molecule: messenger RNA, 1444 nt
Organism: Aethina tumida (small hive beetle)
Lineage: Eukaryota; Metazoa; Arthropoda; Insecta; Coleoptera; Nitidulidae
Exons: 3
Coding region: 116-1372 (418 amino acids)
Biological process (GO): multicellular organism development; proteasome-mediated ubiquitin-dependent protein catabolic process
Cellular component (GO): cytoplasm
Molecular function (GO): ubiquitin conjugating enzyme binding; zinc ion binding; ubiquitin protein ligase activity
Source: RefSeq, a predicted model, not a curated record
AUAUUAUUUUCAACAACAGUAAGGUGUUUGAAGUGCUAUUGUUACAUUAAACAUGGUUUACACAACAAUUAAAGCCAUAAAUUAGCUGAGAAGCAUCAGUAAAUCAUCAAAGAUAAUGGAACGUAUUUAUCUGUGCCCCACCGACAAGAAGUAUGCCUGCUCCUGGGAGGGACAAGCUGAAGACAUCUUCGAACACUUUGCCCAAGAACAUGAUGAUUUACUCCUCCAGGAGGACAACGUACUCAAACUAGACAUCAACGAAGGCUCAGAAAACAGACUAAUGUUCUACAAGAACGAAAUCUACUUAAUACAAACCAAAUUCGUUGAAGGCGACUUCAGAAUUUUGUUAAGGUUUUUGGGGUUGACCAAAAUAGCCAACACCAUCACCUACAACGUGGUACUGAGAGCUGAGGACACCAAGGAUGAGAUUACCGACCUGUGCCACAAAGAUGGAGCCAUCGUGGUGAACACCAAAGCCCUCCCCGGCGACAAGGUCGAGUGCACCUUCAACAUAACCGGCCCGGAGGAGUCCGACGACGAACCGACACCAGAGAAAAUCGACGUGGUGGACGAACACGAAGAGCACGACUCCGUGGGUGACCAACUGGACUUCAAGUUCGAGAAGAAGCCCUUCACCAGGACCCAGAGCCUGAACAUAGACCAACGCAGGUGCGGAGUGGUGAAAAGGAACCCCAGUUUGAAUAUAUCCAACACCUCACCCACGCCGGUGUGCUCCAACUGUUCCCUGAAGCUGUUGCCUCCGGUGUACCUGUGCGAGGAGCUGCACGACGUGUGCUCGGACUGCUCGAGGACUCGGACGUGCUGCAGCCUGUGCGACAAGGGGAUCACGCAGGUGCGCAACAAGGAGAUGGAGGAGAAGUGCAGGGAGCUGAUGUACAGGUGCAAGUACUCGUACAAGGGGUGCAUUGAAAGCCAUCCCUAUCAGGACAUCAUCAAGCACGAAACUAAUUGUGCUUUUUGUGACUACACGUGCACCAUCGAGGAUUGUAACUUCAGCGGGUCGCUGGGUAAGAUCAAGGAGCACUUCAGGACGUUGCAUGGGAGUAUUAAGAUGCACGAGGUGCUGAUAGUUAAGUUCCCCAAGAAUUCGACGAUGUUCCUGGCCCACGAGAAGGGGGUGUUCUAUUGUGAGUCCUUCGACAAUCAACAGGCGGGGUUGACUUGGAGGGUGAGGUUUUGCGGACCCAACGGCAGGAAGUAUCACAUGAAGUUGCUGUUCGACAAAGCUAAAGAGGGUAAAUACAUGAUCAAGAAGGAGAAUCAGGUUUACGAGCUGACUCUGACGUGGGAUGAGGCGAAGAAGAUGAAGGUGAAAAACAAGUCACCUACUUUGGAUAUACUGCUGUUUUAAUUAUUUAUUUUAUUCGAAAGUUCACUUUAAAUAUAUUAUUUAUUUUAAUAAAAGAAUUGCCACUUUAUAGAA